Messenger RNA from Danio rerio (zebrafish), 2061 nucleotides. The record is from RefSeq and is a predicted model, not a curated record. Lineage: Eukaryota; Metazoa; Chordata; Actinopteri; Cypriniformes; Danionidae.
CGUACGCAAGAAGCUUUUAUUUUGAAACUCAUUUUGACUGUAGUCAGAGCCGUUUUCACAUGAUUGUCGGGACUAAAAUCCAAAACAAAGUGAUUAAUAAUUUAGUUGUUUUGCGUGGUAAAUCCACUAACAAAUAAUCUAACAAUAUUAGUGUUUUAAACAAGCUAUUCAGGAGAUAUGCAGAGCACCUCUAGACUUUAAGCACAGCAGUUAAAUGCCUACAUCAUGGACAAUAAAAUCUCCCAACAAGAGCACUUUGAUGAUAAAACCUCAAACACACCUGGACCAAGUGAAGGUGCUGAAGUAGAGCUUGAGAAGCCGAGCACAGAUGCAGAAGAAGCGGAUCAAACAAAGGAAUCAGCUCAUAAUGCAGAGGAUGCAGAUCAAAUAAAUGAAUCAGCUCAACCGCGUGAGGAGUUGGACAAGUCUGAUCAUGCCUCUGAAAACACAGGUCCUUCCAAGCUCCUCUCCUGCUCGCAUUGCCCGUUCACUAACUCUAAAGAGGAAAACCUUAGGGAGCAUGUAAAGAAAGUCCAUUCCACUGAGGUUACGGAAACCGAGACCGCCGCUGAUCCCAGUUUGUCCUGUAAAUGUGAUGUCUGUGGCCGAAGCUACCGAUUCUCUUUCUUAUUGAAAGCUCACCAGCGGAUUCACUCCAAAAAGCAUCCCGUAUCUAAACGCAGCAAGAGUUUCUCCCGUUCCCAAGCCGCGCAUCAGCAUGGACCUGCUCCUGAAACAUCAUCGCAAGAUGAUGCUGAGGAAAACACUCGACAAAAGAGCUACAGCUGUCUCUACUGCAGAGAAACCUUCAGCUCACUCAGCGCCAGGAGAAACCAUCACAGAACCCAUCCCGAAGAAACCUUGAAUCAAUGCACCGCCUGCGGGAAGAAGCUCAGCAGUCAAGCGGCUCUUAAAAGACACAAGCAAAUCCACGAAGAGAAGCAAUCCUAUAAUUGCUCCAAAUGCAAGUCCACCUUCAUCUGCUCGACCUCUUACAAACAGCACAUGUUGACGCACGAGUCCGAAAGACCCUUCGUUUGUACCUGUGGAAAGGGUUUUAAAUAUCGCGGUGCUCUUUCGGCCCAUAAACGCACUCAUACUGAAGAUAGACCAUACCGUUGUUUAGACUGCGGAAAGGGGUUUUUAUAUCCCGGAGCUUUGACGACGCACCAGAAAAAACACUCUAAAGGUAACCCAGAGCAUUGCACACAGUGUCACUCCAGUACGGAAAAGUGUGUUUGCUCCCAAUCGCAAGCGGAGAAGUCUUUCAAAUGCCCCACAUGCGAUAAGUUGUUCGCGUUCAAGUCCAGCUUAAUCCGGCACAAACUCACACACACCGGAGAAAGACCGUUCCUUUGCUCAGACUGCGGGAAGGGCUUUUUAACUUUUGGUGAGCUGCUGAAGCACCAGCGCUACCACACGGGGCACAAACCGUUCCAGUGCACCGACUGUGAAAAGAGCUUUACGCAGGCCUGCUACCUGCAGGUCCACAUGAGGCAGCACACCGGCGUACGGCCCUAUUCCUGUUCCCAAUGCGACAAGAGUUUCUACAGUUCGUCCCAUCUCAAGAGGCACCUGCGGAUUCAUUCGGGGGAAAAGCCCUUCGAGUGCUUGGAUUGCGGGAAGAGAUUUCCGCAGCCGUAUCAUCUGAAAGUGCACUUCCAGACUCACAUGCAAAAGAAACCCGAAAGCAAGAAAUCCAAUGAAUAGUUCACCAAAAAUACUAAAAUAAUUGUUGUUUAUUUACUCAGCCUCAGGCCAUGUAGGAUGUGCUUGUCUUUUUUGUGUGUUUCUAAGAAAACUGAAGGAGAUUUUCAGUGAUUUUACUUUAAUUUCACCAUUUUUAAUCAAUUCAGCAUAUCCCUGGAUCUGGAAAAAGCACUUUUAGCUUAGCUUAGCACAAAUCAUUGAAUCAAAUCAGACCAUUAGCAUCUCAUUAAACCUUUUGAGGAGUUUCGACCUAGAAAAUAAAAAAAAAUUUCUUAGUGCACGAUGUAACUACAGAAGAGUUAAGAUUUAAAUAGGAAAAUUCUUCUUUUUUAAUUUUUUUUUAAUUAAAUU